Molecule: messenger RNA, 4985 nt
Organism: Ostrea edulis (European flat oyster)
Lineage: Eukaryota; Metazoa; Mollusca; Bivalvia; Ostreida; Ostreidae
Product: protein O-mannosyl-transferase TMTC3-like
Exons: 20
Coding region: 144-2672 (842 amino acids)
Biological process (GO): protein O-linked glycosylation via mannose
Cellular component (GO): endoplasmic reticulum
Molecular function (GO): mannosyltransferase activity; protein binding
Source: RefSeq, a predicted model, not a curated record
GCGUGUAGUAUUUCCCACUUCAUCGAAACCGGUUUACUUUUUGGAGUUAUUAGUAUAUUGAUAACUCCUUAUCUCCUGCUAGUAUGUGAACUAGAACUCCAUACCAUUCCUACUUCUCAACUUGCUGACAAAUCUAAGACCUGAUGAUGGAGGCACGACUGAUCUACUCCAUCAUCAUCGUAGCCACAGUGGCAGUGUGCUACUACAAGGCCCUGGGCUGUGGCUUUGUGUUUGAUGACAUGUCUGCAAUAGUGGAAAACAAAGAUCUUCGACCCAGAACUCCAGUAGCAAAUCUUUUCUGGAAUGACUUCUGGGGAACUCCAAUGAGAAUGGAGAAGAGCCAUAAGUCCUACAGACCUUUGUGUGUCCUAACGUUUAGAAUGAACUACGCACUCAGUGAACUAGAACCCAUGUCCUAUCAUCUUGUUAAUAUUGUUCUCCAUGUCAUCGUGUGUUUGUUAUUUAUGAAAGUUUGUAACAUGUUUUUGAGGGAGUUGACCAGUUUUUUAGCAGCAUUAUUAUUUGCAGUUCAUCCCAUACACACUGAGGCAGUCACUGGAGUGGUUGGGAGAGCUGAGGCCUUGUCUUCCAUUUUUUUCCUUGCAGCACUUAUUACUUAUUCCAGAUGUACCUCAUACCAUGGCAAAAUUAAAUGGCCUCCUCUGAUUGGAACAGUAGCACUGGUUACCAUAGCAAUGCUUUGUAAAGAGCAGGGAAUCACAGUCAUUGGUGUUUGUUGUGUUUAUGAAGUUUUUGUUGCUCAAAGAGCAUCAUUCCAAGAGCUGUUAGCUAUUCUCCUAAGUUUUGUGAGAGGGAAACCACAUAUUCCCUCCUGGUUGAAAAACUCUAUCAUACGUGCCAUGUUUUUAGUUGGGACCACUGUCUUCUUACUGUUAGCCAGAAUCAAAGUCAUGGGAGCUCAACUGCCAGUGUUCACAAGAUAUGAUAAUCCUGCCUCCAUGGAGAAUGCCCCAGCAAGACAUCUGACUUAUAAUUAUCUGCUGCCAAUCAAUGUUUGGCUCCUCCUCUUCCCCUCAGAGUUGUGUUGUGAUUGGACAAUGGGAACAAUCCCAGUGAUCAAUUCUGUAUUGGAUCCUAGAAAUCUUAUUACUCUUGGCUUUUAUGCUCUUCUUGGAAAAUUUGUUCAUUUUAUGCUUCAAGGACAAGACAAGAGAAACCGUGGAAUUAUUAUGAGUUUCUCUCUGAUGAUCCUCCCAUUUAUUCCGGCCUCGAACCUGUUUUUCCCUGUGGGGUUUGUUGUGGCUGAGAGGAUCCUGUACACCCCCAGUAUGGGAUUCACAAUGCUGGUGGCCCUGGGGCUUCAGAUCCUGAUGGACAACAAGCAAAGUUUAAAGCCAUUACUCUGUGCCAUGCUAGGACUUCUUCUCUUCACUCACACCAUUAAAACAUACAUCCGUAACGGAGACUGGGAAACAGAGUACAGUAUUUUUAGAUCAGCAUUAAAAGUGAAUACCAAAAAUGCCAAACUGUUUAAUAAUGUGGGUCAUGCAUUAGAAAAGUAUGAGAAGUAUGCAGAAGCACUGGAGUACUUUGAAAAGGCUGUGAGUGUUCAGCAUGAUGACAUUGGAGCCCACAUCAAUGUAGGCAGGACUUACAAUAAUCUGAACAUGUCGACUGAAGCUGAAGCAGCCUACAAAAAGGCCCUCAGUUACUUCCCUCAAGUUCAGCCCGGUAAAAGUUACCAGGCUCGUAUUGCUCCGAAUCACCUGAACGUUUACCUUAACCUGGCGUCACUUGUCAGUAAAGACCCGAGCAGACUACUAGAGGCUGAUAAGUAUCUGAAGACGGCUGUGAGCAUGAGACCCGACUAUGUACAGGGAUACAUCAACAGAGGAGACAUCCUAGUCAAGCUUGGACAAAAAGAAGAGGCAUUGAAAAUCUAUACGAUGGCUCUGCAGUAUGAACCUGACAAUGCAGAUGUACACUACAAUAUUGGUGUGGUGUCACUGGACCUCGGGAAACCAGAACACGCCAGGAAGAGUUUUGAGACAGCUCUCCAUCAUGAUCCAGACCAUUCACAAUCCUUGUAUAACUCUGCCAUAAUGAUUCAGGAGUCUGGAGAACAAGCACUGUGGCCAGAAGCAAUCAGAAGGCUGAGGGUGUUGAUCAAACGGGAACCAGAGGAUGCUAAGUACUAUUUCACGCUGGGAAUGAUCCACAUGGACAUGAAGGAUUACCCAGAGGCUGAGAGGGAUUUCAAAAACUGCAUCAAGUAUGACCCACUGUUCAGAAGUGCCUUAUUUAAUCUGGCCCUGAUGUUGAACAACAACUUAAACAGACAACUGGAUGCAAUUCCUUACCUGGAGACUCUCAUCAAGAAUUAUCCAGAGCACACCAAAGCUCUGCUACUGAUGGGAGACAUCAAUGUUAAUGCCCUAAAAAAGCUCGAUGAGGCAGAGAAAAACUUUGCCCGUGUGGUGGAACUGGAACCCAAUAAUGUCCAGGCUCACCACAACCUGUGUGUGGUGCACGUGGAGCGUGGCGAUCUGAUCCGCGCGGAGAAAUGUCUCACCAAGGUUCACAACAUGGCACCCACAGAACAGUACAUCAUUAACCACCUCAACAUUGUCAGAACCAAGUUAAAUGAACUCAUCAAAAAGAGGCAGGAGGAACUAAAGAAACAGAAAGCAGGCCAACAAGGGGCAAAUUGAUCUGUUUCCAGCGGGUUACGCGUGUAUGUGUUUUGAUUAAUGAUUGCAUGGUGAAAUUGACUAUUUAUUGAUGAGAAUAUGAGCAAUAAAAGUGAAAUGAGUUCAACACUUGUAAUACAGAAUAUAUACAGCUUUAUUCCCUGAAAGCUAAGAAAUGAGAACAAAAAAAUUAUCCUAGGACAAGCUUGGCUUUCAGAUUCAUAUUUUUUUUUAAUGUGAUUUGCAUAGAUUUUUGAAAAAUCUGUUCAAGAUUAGAGAAUAAAUGCAAAACCUGCUAAUUACAAAUAAUAAGAUACAAUCCCAAUUUUAAAAAUAAAUAGGUAUAUUGCUUUGAAAACUUCAACUCGCAUCUUUAUGUACCUGUAAACUGAAAUCAUCAGUUUAAAAAGCCCCUUUGAAUACUGUAAACCCACUUCUAUACGUGGCUACUUCAUUUGUGAUUCACCGGUGGUAAACUGGUUCACAGCGAGUAAUUUUCGCGAGUGAGCCUUUUUCGAGCCUAAGACAGACAUUUAAGGACUGAUUCACAACGAGAAAUAUUCACGACGGUGAGAUCCUUGCGAAUCUUACAAAAUUUUCUCGCACGCGAAUGAGAGUUGGUUUACAGUAUGUGCGUGCUUUAAUUAGAAAGAUUAUGCAAUGUAUAUUGAUUUUUUGGUACUUGAUUGCUUUAUCCUUAUUGUUAUCACUGAUAGGUUUAUUAAAUGUUUAAGGCCUAGACAGGUGAUAUAAAUGUUAAGUAAUACAAUAUGUAUAUUAUAUACAAAGGUGCUUGUGCCUGUCAAUUUGUAAACACAAUAUACAACAUAUAGAGCUCAUUUAUUUCGCAGAGAUUAGAUACAUGUAGCAUGGAUAUUUGGUUGUGUUUUUUUUUUUUUUACAAAUAUUUUAGUAUUGUUAUGCAAUUGAUAUUUGUUUUUUACAUUGGCUUGAUAUUUGCCUGUUUAGCUGUAGUAUUGAUGCUACAGAGUGUUACAAUAAUUUGACGUAUGUUUGAUUCUACAGAGUGUUACAAUAAUUUGACAUGUUUGUGAAUGUGUUGUUACCGUUAGUGUAUUAAUAGCAUAAUCAUGAUACAUUAGGAUAUUAUUCAUCAUUUUAGAUAUGCUCAAUAUUUUAUUUUUACACAGUGACUCAUUUUUCCCAUUAUCUCAUUAGUCGGUAGUUUGCCGUAGUUAUACAGUAAUAUGUAUUAUUUUAUGUCAAUGUAGAAAAUUACAUACCACAAGAUAUUAGAAUUAGAUUCCUUGAUUAGUUCACUUUCUUUUGAAUAUUUUGAAUAAAUUUAUAAAUGUUUCUAUAGAUGUAAGUAAUAAUUUAUAUAAAGAUAAUGUAAAUUUUAUUUAGCUUUUGAUAUCAAAAUAUUAGGAUGUUAACUGUUCUGUCAUCCUGUUCAGAACUUUUAAUUAAAAAAAAGACAAUUCAUAUUGCUUUAGUUGAUUAGUCAUGUUCAACGUUAUAUGUCAGAUAUAGAUCAAGGUCAUGUCGAAGUAAGAGGUCAAAUUUACCACAGGAGGAUUUGGUCGAAGGCAUGGCAUUUCUUGAAUACUUUUCAUAGAUUAAAUAAUGAUUUCAAUAGCAAUGGAAAACAUUACCGUCUCAGUAUAUAGUUGUUCCUCAACACAGAAUAUUAUUUUUCAUUAAUUCUUAUUUGGUAAUGUUUUGAACUUGCAAGACUUGUGUCCCUAGUGAAUUUAAAGAAAGGAAGGACAAGAGUUACAUUCUUGGGAGUCGGGAUUCUUAAAAUUAAGUAGUUUGGAGUGAAAGGUCAGUUAAAAAAAUAGUCCUAGAUAAGAUUACAAAGCAGAUGAGAAAUAAUGUUAAUCAAAUGGAAUUUAUUUGUUUAAAUUUUUCUAAAGCUGUAUGCAAAGGCUUGAAAUUACAUUAAUUGUACAGACACAGAAGAAAAGUUUAUUAGUGAGUAAGAUUUAAAGUGCCUUAGAAUUUGUAAUUUUUGUUUUAUGAUAGAAAUGUAGUUUAUUCUGUAUUCUCAGUAAUGUUGCUAUGACUAUAAGGCAGGAUGCUAGAGUUUAUUUUUCUGUCCAUUGCUGUAAUUGUUUUUAGCUCACCCAAUUAUGUCUGUAAUUAUAAUGUAGGGACCUGUGUGUAAAUCUUUACAUUAUCGUAGAUCUUUGAUUGUAGAUAAUUAUAUUCAUGUACCGAGGUUGUGAACUUUGGGAGAUUGGUUGUUUUUGAGGUGUGUGAUUCUACUGUUUACAUAGUGUAUGCUAAGCAUAUAAGAGAUACAAGACCAAUCAUGAUUUAUGAGAACAGUCAAAUUUUGGUUUGUAGUAAUAAAUGCAUUGAUCAAUU